Molecule: messenger RNA, 823 nt
Organism: Lactuca virosa
Lineage: Eukaryota; Viridiplantae; Streptophyta; Magnoliopsida; Asterales; Asteraceae
Source: the annotation of a GenBank genome assembly
AUGUCUUCUCCUUCUAAGCAUUUCAUCUACUUCUUCCCUGAUACGCCGUCGCACUUCCAUGAUCAUCUUGACCUUCAAGUAGGUGUUGGCUUGUGUCAUAGCUCCUUCUCCUUCUUAGCAUCUGUCGUCGUCAUUUCUCCUCCGACAUCCUCAGCUCCUCCGAUUUCAGAGCUCCUCUGUGAAGAUUCUCAAAACGGAAUAUUACCAUCUAAUCUGGUUAUUAAGAAUGAUUUCCAAGGAUUUAGAGAGAAGAAUUAUGGAAAUAGAGAUGGAAAUAACACAUUAAAUCUAGCCAGAAACCAAGGUUUUCUUAGUGACCACUUGAAGUCAUCUUCUAAGACAAGAUAUAUUACUUACUCAAAAGAAGAUGAAAUAGUAAUAUGUAUGCAAUCGGUUAUGGUUAUGUCUUCGAUGGUUCGAGAAUUGAAAGUAGCAGAAGGAAAGUUCACUCUUAUCUUUUUAGAAACUCCUAGCCUCAACAGAUGACUAGAAAGUCAUCAAGAAAAUCUAGAAAGAAUGGGAGGGGUAUGAAUGCCCAACUGAAGGAGCUAUUGUUCAGGGUCGGUUGCCUUAUUUGAUUUGAUUCUUUUCUUGACUCUUUAAAUUGUUUAUAAUAUGAUUCCUGAAAUUACUUCUUAUUGUAAUAAUGGGUAGUGAAGUUGAUUGGUAAGCUAUACGAUCACACAAUAUUCAUGAAGAAAGGUCAUGAAGGUUUAUAAAUAUAAGUACAUUGCUACUAUGGGAAAAGACUUUGAAAAUAUGUUAUGAGUAAAAAAUAUAAGUACAUUGCUAUUAUGUGUAAAAGAUGAAGUAUGUUGCCUAU